AUGUGUGGUUCUUUUGUAAAAUCUUAUGGUUGGGCUUUUCUACCAGAUUUAUUGUUGGAAGAAAUUUUCUCGCAAUUGCCUAUUAAAAAUUUGGGGCGUUGUUCUCAGGUAUGUUUGAAUUGGUAUCGUAUAAGCCAACAAGAUUAUGCUUGGCGGCGAUUCCAGUAUAAAGAUAAAAUAUUCACAAGGCGCAAGUAUACAUCACAUGCGGGUUGGCAAUAUAUGAUUGACCAUUGGAAGUUGAGAUUUCUAAUAGUGAAAGCGACAGCGAAAUGGAGGGUUCUGGAAAUUGAACCGGUAACGAUUCUUUUUAAUUUAUACGAAUUCAUUCGAGUUUUAACCAAUUUUUCGGAAUACUAUGAAAGAAACUCAUCUGAAAAGCCACUCCAAGGAAUUCGAUCAUUUUCAUUUAAAUGGCAACUUCACGUACACGUAAGAGGUGAAGGUGAAACUGAACGGGUAUUCGGAACAGGUGGUGAAAUGUUGAAAACUUUAUCGUCGCUAUUAUCACAUUUGCAUGGACUUACUGAAUUAUCACUUCAGGAACUUCAAUUAGAACCAUACGAAUGCAAUGAUUUCAUUGAUGAUAUUUUAUAUAAAUUUGAUUCCCAACUCACAUCAUUAUGCAUUAUAAAUUUAACGAAAGUGUACAGGCCAUUUCUGCAACUCGGAUUAUUUCUAUUUUUGGAACAUUUAACAGUUUCACCACAACAUCUUGAUGAAUCGAUAGUGACACUUCUGGCUGAUUUAAGACAUCUCAAAUCACUGAUAAUUUUACAGAACGAUAAAACAUUUGGAGCGAAAGCUGUGGAUUCGAAAGCAUGGCUAUCUUUUGCAGAACGUAACAAUCACACAAGAGUUCAUUUAAUUCAGGCAGGAAAGCGACAAAGUGAAUUACUAAUCCAGCCGAAGGCACCAGUUUAUGCUAUCAUAUUUGAUAAAUCUACUGGACAACUUACUAGUAAAUUAACACAGGAGAUUUGUCACAACUAUUCUACAACGUUACAAUUUUUUCUCCAAAAAGGUCUUGAACGUCGAUAUCGUUCCCGAAAGUUCACGAACCGAGCUGAUAUUUUCGCUAUUGAGCUUGCUCAUCGAUGCCCUAAUCUAAAACUAUUAGCAAUACGUGAAAGAAUGUGUUUUGCGAGUGCAUUGUUACUUGCUCAAAUCGCUCAAUCACAUCAGACGACAAUUUGUUUGAGGCGCAAUGCAUUGCUAAAAAGGGUAAAUUGGUCUGAUGGUGCCGUAAAAAAUAUUUUCGGUGCAGAGAGCAAUCAGAAAUGGAUCAAAAGUCAUUGCAGAAAUUUCGAAAUACUGGAAAGAACAAUUCAAAAUAUAAUGGAUAGCACAGCCCCAAUCAUUACAGACAACAGAUACUUGUAUAGUUUUUAA
This is a messenger RNA of Cercopithifilaria johnstoni, 1392 nucleotides long. Lineage: Eukaryota; Metazoa; Nematoda; Chromadorea; Rhabditida; Onchocercidae. The record is from the annotation of a GenBank genome assembly.